This is a messenger RNA of Mesocestoides corti, 199 nucleotides long. The record is from the annotation of a GenBank genome assembly. Lineage: Eukaryota; Metazoa; Platyhelminthes; Cestoda; Cyclophyllidea; Mesocestoididae.
AGUGGCCGGUACGGCGACCACAAAGACGUGUACUUCAGCCCCCCAGCAACCAUAAACAAUGGUAACUACAAAAUUGUUUGGGGUCCGACAACGAAUGCGUGGAGCAAGACCCUCUUUGACAGUAGCGCCAAGGAGCUUGUCGACGAUAGGAAGACAGCUUGUGCAUUAUUCAUGUAGAUAUGGAGGUGCUGUGUGUUGA